AUGGAGACGGCUGACAGAAGAAGUGCUGCGGCAGCGGCCAAUUCAAGACGUGCUAAACGUUUAGCUCAGCAAGCUCACAAGACACAUCCUGUGAUUCAAGCAAAACAAAAUCAAAUGUAUCUAAUCACUACUCUCUCACAAGCACAAACGGAUAAUUCCCUAAUCAAUCGUGUUUUGCCCAAGGAAGUCCUUCUCAAAGUCUUUUCAUUUCUUGAUACCAAAGCUCUCUGUCGAUCUGCUCAAGUAUGUCGCUCAUGGAAUGUACUUGCAUUGGAUGGAUCCAAUUGGCAACGAGUUGAUUUAUUCACUUUUCAACGCGAUGUCAAAAGUUCUGUAAUUGAAAAUUUGGCGUGCCGAUGCGGAGGAUUCCUGAAAGAGCUUUCACUGAAAGGUUGUGAAAAUAUUCAUGAUUCGGCUCUUCGUACUUUCACUUCGAGAUGUCCUAAUCUGGAACAUCUUAGCUUGUACAGAUGUAAACGUGUAACUGAUGCAUCUUGUGAGAAUCUCGGAAGAUACUGCCACAAAUUAAACUACUUGAAUCUCGAAAAUUGUUCUUCUAUUACUGAUCGAGCUAUGAGAUAUAUUGGCGACGGAUGCCCUAAUUUGACCUAUCUCAAUAUUUCAUGGUGUGAUGCAGUUCAAGACCGUGGAGUUCAGAUUAUCAUUACAAACUGUGCUUCUCUCGAUACUCUCAUUCUCCGUGGAUGUGAAGGUCUUACCGAGAACGUUUUCGGACCAGUCGAGGGACAAAUGGCUUCAUUGAAAAAAUUAAACUUGUUGCAAUGUUUCCAGCUAACUGACGCUACAGUACAAAACAUUUCGAAUGGAGCUAUGAAUUUGGAGUAUUUAUGCAUGUCAAAUUGCAACCAAAUAACAGAUCGGUCACUGAUUGCACUUGGACAAACUUCACAUAAUCUCAAAGUCCUUGAACUAUCCGGGUGCAACCUUCUUGGGGAUAAUGGAUUUGUUCAACUUUCCAAAGGGUGUAAGAUGUUGGAACGUCUUGAUAUGGAGGACUGUUCGCUCAUCUCUGAUAUCACAAUCAAUAAUCUUUCGAAUCAAUGUGUAGCUCUCCGGGAGCUCAGUCUUUCGCACUGUGAGCUGAUCACAGAUGAAUCAAUUCAAAACUUGGUAACAAAGCACCGUGAAACGUUGAAAAUAUUAGAAUUGGACAAUUGCCCACAAUUAACUGAUUCUACUUUGUCACAUCUUCGACACUGCAGAGCUUUGAAACGAAUCGACCUCUAUGAUUGCCAAAAUGUUACAAAAGAAGCGAUUGUAAGAUUCCAGCAUCAUCGUCCAAAUAUCGAAAUCCACGCAUACUUUGCACCUGUUACACCACCAGCUGAUCAAGUUGUAAACCGCGGUGGUAUAUGCCGGUGCUGUGUUAUCUUAUGA
Molecule: messenger RNA, 1398 nt
Organism: Caenorhabditis remanei
Lineage: Eukaryota; Metazoa; Nematoda; Chromadorea; Rhabditida; Rhabditidae
Exons: 7
Coding region: 1-1398 (465 amino acids)
Biological process (GO): SCF-dependent proteasomal ubiquitin-dependent protein catabolic process
Cellular component (GO): SCF ubiquitin ligase complex
Molecular function (GO): protein binding
Source: RefSeq, a predicted model, not a curated record